Molecule: messenger RNA, 3727 nt
Organism: Helicoverpa zea (corn earworm)
Lineage: Eukaryota; Metazoa; Arthropoda; Insecta; Lepidoptera; Noctuidae
Exons: 10
Coding region: 2477-3565 (362 amino acids)
Biological process (GO): sensory perception of smell; olfactory behavior
Cellular component (GO): extracellular region
Molecular function (GO): dibutyl phthalate binding; odorant binding
Source: RefSeq, a predicted model, not a curated record
AUGAAAUGAGGCGUCGCAAAUAUCCUUGUAGGCAUCCGCUGAAAAAAAAAAUUAGUCAUUAACUUACACUAUAUUAGGGAAGUGGGAGGUUUCAUAGGUACUCGAAAUAAUAGGCCCGCCCAAAUGACUUCUGGUUGGUAAUUUGUAGACAAAUAAUAAACGAGGUUUUUCAUUAAAAUGAUGAACAUUAGGUAUGGCUUUAUAAUAGAACUUUUGUCAGUGGUUUUACCUGUUAAAUGGGAACUACUACGCGCACCCAGAUAAAUAGUUACCUUACUUACUCGAUACAUUUUCCAUUUAACUCUGAAAUAUUUUUUCAAAUGGGGCUAGUAGUUCGUAAGAUAAGCUCAUUUAAGAAAGCUAACAAAGAAACCAUUUAGCUUUACCUAUAAUAUUAGUAUGGAUAAAAGUCUUACCAACUUUUCUGCAAGCUGUGAUGGCCUCCUUAGCAGGCUCUUUUAUAUCAUCGGGUAGUAAUAAAUCAGCUUGCUUUAUAGCUGCUUCGUAAUUUAAUUUUCCGUUUUUUAUCUGGUAAAAAUGUUAUUGUUUGUUUAAAUCUGAUCUUAAAAAGAAUUGAGUUGUUCUUGAAAGUUCCUGAGUAGGUAAGACUGGUUCGCUUUAGUAGCGUGAAUUUUAAACUGACUGAUAAUUGGCAGGGCUCAUCACAUUUGACUUUUAUCACUUUGCUCCUACAAUAACUAUUCUGUAACACAUGUUAUACGAAAAAGAGGCAAUACUAACCGUGUUAGCCAUUUUCAUGAUGCAAGCCAUGUAGCAUUUAACUUCUUUGUCUUCGUUAAAUACACCUUCGGCGAUAGGGUCGAUUUGUUCUUAAAAAGUAAUAUUUUGAUCAAUAUUCGAAUUUUAAUCAAUAUAAAAAUCGUUGAUUGAAACAAGUUGACGUUUUUCUAUUUAAACUAAACGAAAAAUCUCUUACCAUCGGCAACAUUAUUCUUUGGUUGACAUGACUUCCUCAUCAUUUUUCCAGUGUUUCUGAUUUGUUUCAUUGUCAUCUAAAAUAUUAAAUGAGUAUUAUUUUUUUGAGUCUAAAAACGUCCACUGCUGGACAAAGGCCUUCCCCAAGCUGAGGGGAUUUGCCCAUACUCACAGCGCUGGGUAUGUAUAUGUUGGUGAAAAAUGUUUACCUAGUUGAUAAAAAUAUUUGGCUUCAUGUUGAAGCCUAGAAAGACCUUUUUAUAAGAACAUAUUACAUUUAUUAUUCUAACCUCCCCUACCUCCUUGCAAUUCACCGACGUUGGGUUUAUUCGCAUUAUUCGCUAAGCUAUGUGUAUGUCCCAAUCACCAGGUUCCUUUUCUUAAAUGGCCAAGUGCUAUAAAUCCAUCUUAGAUUUCCUUCCAUUAUGUUCUUUCUACAUUACGAUAUAAUACAAAUUACUCACCGCUUCACACAUUGCAACCAGUGUCAAGAACUUCACAAUUUCAAUGAGGAGCAUAUUCGUUAUUUUAAUUUUUAAGUGUCGUGUAGUGGUGUCAUGGCCUCCAAUUUAAUGGAAACCUUGAUCUUCAAUAACACCUUUAUAUGAAGUUUGACGGGUGAUGUGUUAAUGAUAACUUAACAGCUUUACACCUAAUUAAUGCAAGUGUCCAUAAUUUCAGCAAGAUUCUUAGACAGUGUCAUCAAAGUAGCUACAGCUUACAAACAAUAUGUACUUGUGUAUAAGGGUUGAGAAACAGUCAAGUACCUAAUACUUGGAACAGCCAUGGACUUUCUAAUGAACAUGAUGUGGUCUCUCUCCGGUCGUGCUUGAUGCCUUAUGCCGUCUCUUCGGACUAUAGGCGCAAGGAACAGAGAGUGUACCUGUGUUUAUGCGGAUGCAUGUGCACUAUAAUAUGUUCUGCGCAGCUGGCUGAUCUCCUUCGAGAACAGCCACCGUAGAAGAAAUUCAGUUUGAACGCCAUUGUUUUCGGGUGACUGACAUGAAAUUUUUUUGUGAGCAGAUAAUUAACAAUCAAAUUUUCUGGAUCACAGGUUUAGUUUAGUUUAGGAUUGGUUCCCGUCUCAAAACCGAACUUAUACCUGAGUGAUCUAUUUUUCCUGGUCACCCUAUUCACACAAUAGCAUUAGCACGUGUUAGUAAUUGUUAAUUGCUAGUUAUAGGUUUCCUAGUUCUUGAACUACAAUCUGAAUUAAAUGAUCUGUAAUGUGCCAAGAUUACGGUUUUAUCUGAUCAAGCUUACAAUGUUAAAAUUAUGAAUACAGAUUUUGACGAAGACAUUAGUUCUUAUCAAAAUCUAUGUGUCUUCAUUUUUAUGGAGCUGUUACACCUCCCAAAAUAGAGUGAAAUGGUGAAAAUGAUCAACUGUAAGUACAUAAAAACCUGGUUUAUAUACAAAAUAUAAGAAAGAAAUAAGAAGAACCAGGAAAUAGACAUUAAAAUUAGCUAGCUUAAGGACAUCAUUAACGGACGUUUUAAAAUGGGUUGACGUUCAAAUAACGAGUUAUUUUAUUGUCUAAAUGUUCUCUGUAAUCAAUCAUUCAUGUUUGCUAAGUAGGAAAAGCCUUCUUAUAAAUAGUUCUAAACGUUUUUUGCAAUACUUUGCUGGAGUUGGUCUAAUUAUGUAUACGCAUAACUUUAGAACGGUAUUUUGCAUUUUGUGCAUCUCUUGUUUUCUGUUUGGCUGCAGCAAUGGGAUGACAAGACAGCAAUUGAAAAAUUCUGGCAAACUAAUGAAAAAAUCUUGCAUGCCCAAAAACGAUGUUACAGAAGAGGAGGUCGGUGACAUUGAAAAGGGGAAGUUCAUAGAGAGCCGUAACGUCAUGUGCUAUGUUGCCUGCAUUUACACUAUGACCCAAGUGGUGAAGAAUAACAAGCUGAGUUACGAGGCAGUCAUCAAGCAAGUGGACAUGAUGUUUCCAGCUGAGAUGAGAGAUGCUGUCAAAGCUGCCGCCACCAGCUGUAAAGAUAUCACAAAAAAAUACAAAGAUUUGUGCGAAUCAGCAUAUUGGACCGCUAAAUGCAUGUAUGAUUACGAUGCAGAAAAUUUCAUGGUCUCCCAAGCUAAACAUAUGUUACAUUUAAAGUUGUUUAACAUAAAUUCCAAGAUUUUGAUAAAAUACGUUUCAGUUUUGCUCAGUUUGUGUGAGAUACGUUGUGGUGUGACAAAUCUGCAAAAAAUGCAAAUAAAGCAGUUGUUAGGGCUGCUUGUAAUCGCAACGUGUGUUGGAAUUGGUUAUGGCAUGAGCCGAGCACAAGUAAAAAAGACGAUGAGUCUAGUGAAAAAUCAAUGUAUGCCGAAGAAUUCUGUAACGGAAGACCAAGUUGGUAAAAUAGAAGAAGGAGUAUUCCUCGAAGAUCGUAAUGUCAUGUGCUACGUUGCUUGUAUCUACAAAAAUCUUCAAGUGGUGAAAAAUGACAAAUUAGACAUGAGUUUGAUAACAAAACAGAUCGAUGCACUAUAUCCUCCAGAAUUGAAGGAACCAGUGAAGAAAGCCGUUUCUUUGUGCAUACAUAGCCAGGACAACUACAACGACCUAUGCGAAAAAGUAUUCCAUGCUUCCAAAUGUUUGUAUGAAAAAGAUCCAGCCAGCUUCAUUUUUCCUUGACGUGUGUAGUUUACAGUACAUUAAGCACAAUAAUGUAUUUUCCAUUUAAUAAAUUUUAAUGUAUAAAUAAUCUGUAUUCAUUCAUUUUACUUCACUGUUACAGUAAUCAAAUGGUUGGUACAUUCACAUUAAUUCGUAUAUAAACUCCUGUUCUAGCCUAAA